AUGGGAACCAGUGAGAAUCUCAAAAAACUGACUGCAAGUUGCACACUACAGAAACCUCUUGAAAUGUGCACUGAUCUAGCUGCACAAUAUGAAAAUCAAGGUGGCUUCUGCAUCCCCCUCUACAUCCCCUACGUGCUGACGGGCGAGUGGAAGUUCGGGAAGGGCUUGUGCAAGCUGUGGCUGGUGGUGGAUUACCUGGUGUGCACCGCCUCCGUCUUCAACAUCGUCCUGAUCAGCUUCGACAGGUUCAUCUCCGUGACCCAGGCGGUGAACUACAGAGCUCAGAAAGGGAUGACUAGAAAUGCCAUAUUGAAGAUGAUAAUUGUAUGGAUUGCAGCUUUUCUUCUCUAUGGCCCAGCCAUCAUCAGUUGGGAGUAUAUUGCUCAAAAAAGUAUCCUCCCUGAAGGAGAGUGCUAUGCUGAAUUCUUCUACAAUUGGUAUUUCCUAAUGAUUGCUUCUACUGUUGAAUUCUUUACACCUUUCAUUAGUGUUACAUACUUCAACUUAAGUAUUUACAUCAACAUUAGGAAGCGCACUCCCCCAAGAAAUGAAAUCCUAGCCCCUGGUCAAGAGGACUGUGAAAUGAGUUUUCAAGGGAAAAAAAGGGAGCAUAUAUUUUUUGUAAAACCUACUGCUAGACAGAGCGAUAAGAAAAAGAGAACAAGUAGCCUUUCACCUUCUCGACCCUGUGGUUCAAGACUAAGCCUACAUAAACUUGAUAGCCAGUCCUUAGAUUUUAAUGUUGGUCAAGAUUUACCACCCUUACAGGUAGAUGUUGAGACUAAACAACUGAGGGGCAGUUUUUACAAAGCUAUAGAAAAUGUUUGCAACACCACAAGGAGAACAGAUAUUGCCAGCAGCAUGGCAAACAGAGUUAGACUUUCCCGGGACAAACGAGUAGCUAAGUCUUUAGCCAUUAUUGUCUGUGUGUUUGGUUUGUGUUGGGCUCCUUAUACACUUCUGAUGAUCAUUAGAGCAGCUUGUCAUGGGCAAUGUGUGCAUCAUUCUCUCUAUGAGAUUUCAUUUUGGCUGUUGUGGCUGAACUCAGCCAUUAAUCCUGUUUUAUACCCACUGUGCCACAUGAGUUUUAGAAAAGCUUUUAUAAAACUACUGUGUCCUGGUAAAGCUAAAAUUCAUCCCCAUAUUUUUAUGUAAAAAAAAAGCAAGCUUUUUAUGAGAGAAACACUACUUCUAAAAGGAACCUACUCAUGAUGGAUUGGUGUAGGACCAUGAAUUUGGACUACUACUGGUUACUCUUAAGUCAGUGUAAGCUUAAGAGAUCAAUUAAAAUACACAGAGAAAGAUACCAAUGCUAAAGCACUACAACAAGAAAAUAACUAAGUUUUUCCAUUCAAAGCAGAAUGACAUGCAAAAAAGGCAAAGUGGCAUUUCUAUUAAAAGUGACAUAAGAGAUCCCAAAGUCUUUCACCUUUAAUACUUUCAGGUGUUAAUAUAUUAGGAUUUUUAUGUAACCUCAGAGUGUAGAUGACUUCUGCAGGCCACAAAGUACAAACAAUAAAUAUACUGCAAGAAUCAAAGUUAAAAUCUAACUUGAAAUUGAUUCAAUUUACAGUAUUUACUGUAAAAUCUCAAGUAUAAUGCACCCCAAUGUAUGACGACUUUGGAAGCUUAGCAUAAUGAAAAAAUCUGAACUCCUAUUUAUAAUGCGCCCUGGGGUUUGAAGCCAUCAAGCUUAGCAGCCCCACAACUUCUGCCAACAGAUGGCUGUCCCACAGCCAGGAGCAGAUCUGCCAACACCAAGCCCAGCCUCAUCCACUUCCUGGAGACGGCCCCGGGCUGCAGGAGAGUGGGAGGGAGGGACACACUGCUCCCACCUGCAGGCUCACCCUGGAGGUUCUGGCUGCACAGCCUCUUCCCUCCCUAGUGCUCGCUGAGCUUGCGCACGCUGUGGGGACCCGAGUACAGCCUGAAGGAGCACCGGGCAGGCAGCGAACCAGGGCACUGCCGCCUGGCAGUGCCGCCGGCUCCUCACCUUGUCCAGGAGCCUGGUGGGGCAGCAACCCCCGCACCGCGCUGCAGUGGGAAAGUUUCCAGGCACAGCCUAAAGGAGCACUGGGCAGGCAGCGAGCCAGGGCACUACCAAAAUAAAGCUUUAAAAAAACCCAACACCUAUGUAUA
Messenger RNA from Pelodiscus sinensis (Chinese soft-shelled turtle), 2139 nucleotides. Lineage: Eukaryota; Metazoa; Chordata; Testudines; Trionychidae. The record is from RefSeq and is a predicted model, not a curated record.